GGUUGGGGGUGGGGGGAUUUGCAAAAUCUUUGGAAGCAGAGAGAGAGAGUGAGAGAGACCCAGAGUGAAGCUGAAGAGGAGAAAGCAUACCAGUGCCAGGCUGAGCAAAAUAGCAGGAGAAUGACAACGAGGGCUAACGUGAACGGAGAGCACAGACCACGCCCACCCGGCCUACCUCCACACCAAAACCAUCAUCAACCCCAACAACACUACUACCCUCAUCCCAACUACUCCUCCUCUUCUUCUUCUUCUGGAGCUUCCUUCAAGGGCUGCUGCUGCUGCCUCUUCCUCCUCCUAACCUUCCUUGGCCUCCUCGUCCUCGCCGUUAUCCUCGUCAUAGUCCUCGCCGUCAAACCCAAGAAACCCCAAUUCGAUCUCCAACAAGUCUCCGUCCAGUACGUCGGAAUCACUACUGCUGCGGCGAGUCCCACAUCGCCGGCGACCUCUGCUUCUCUUUCCCUCAACAUUCGGAUGCUCUUCACCGCUGUCAACCCUAACAAAGUUGGGAUCAAGUACAGUGAAUCCAAGUUCUAUGUGAUGUACAAAGGUGUCCCUUUGGGGGUGGCGACUAUGCCUGGGUUUUAUCAGCCAUCGCAUAGUGUGAGGCAGGUGGAGACGACGGUGGUGGUUGAUAGGAUUAAUUUGCUUCAGACGGAUGCGGAGGAUUUGGUGAAGGAUGCUUCGUUGAAUGAUAGGGUGGAGCUUAAGGUUAUGGGUGAUGUUGGAGCUAAGAUCCGGGUACUCCAGUUUACUUCUCCCAGGGUUCAGGUAACAGUGAACUGUAUAGUGGUGAUCAGUCCAAGGAAGCAGACACUGACCUACAAGCAAUGUGGAGUUGAUAGUGUGAACGUCUGACCAAUUUGAGAAAGAGAGAGAGAGAGAGAGAGCUGUGAGUGAUGUAUGUAAUGGAGUGGGCAAGAGUUCAAUCUCUCCUCCUCCUUCGGCUUCUU
This is a messenger RNA of Macadamia integrifolia, 950 nucleotides long. RefSeq names its product NDR1/HIN1-like protein 26. Gene Ontology annotation, cellular component: plasma membrane. The transcript is spliced from 2 exons. The coding region runs from base 121 to 855 and encodes 244 amino acids. Lineage: Eukaryota; Viridiplantae; Streptophyta; Magnoliopsida; Proteales; Proteaceae. The record is from RefSeq and is a predicted model, not a curated record.